Molecule: messenger RNA, 453 nt
Organism: Truncatella angustata
Lineage: Eukaryota; Fungi; Ascomycota; Sordariomycetes; Amphisphaeriales; Sporocadaceae
Product: RNA recognition domain-containing protein
Exons: 2
Coding region: 1-453 (150 amino acids)
Molecular function (GO): RNA binding
Source: RefSeq, a predicted model, not a curated record
AUGACUGACGCAAAGCGGUGGAAGGCAACAGUCUACGUGGGCGGGCUCGCUGGUCUAGUCAACCCAUCCAAUUUACAUGAUGCCUUUAUCCCCUUCGGUGAAAUAGCCGAUAUAUCACUGCCCAAAAAUGACAAACCCGAUGCGACGGACCUUCAUCGUGGCUUUGCGUACGUCGAGUUUGAAGACGAGCAGGACGCAAAGGAAGCAAUCGACAACAUGGACCAGUCGGAAUUCUUUGGCCGGGUCUUGAAGGUUUCUGCUGCCAAAGCACCCAAGAGCGCCGAAGAAGGACUAGGUAGCAAAACAGCAGUCUGGCAACAGGAGAGCUGGUUGGCAGAACACGCCGUGGGCGAGGAGGACAGAAUGGCAACUACGGGGACUGAUGAUGAUCGGCCGGAGGACCCAAUGCAGGGCCUGGAAGGGUUGGAUGUUGCAGGACCCAGGCCGGAGUGA